Molecule: messenger RNA, 2269 nt
Organism: Hibiscus syriacus
Lineage: Eukaryota; Viridiplantae; Streptophyta; Magnoliopsida; Malvales; Malvaceae
Product: serine protease SPPA, chloroplastic
Exons: 13
Coding region: 116-2164 (682 amino acids)
Cellular component (GO): membrane
Molecular function (GO): peptidase activity
Source: RefSeq, a predicted model, not a curated record
CAAAAGUGUUACGUGGACUUUUCCCAGUUGUCUGUUCCUCAUCCAUUUCCGCCAAUUUUGCUUCCCAAGCUUCAAUUCCUCAGCUCAGAAGAAUCUCAGUCGAAAACCCAAUAGAAUGUCUAAAUGUUUACUCUUUCAAACAGUUCAUUCAACACCCAGAAUCCAUCCCAGAACUGUUGCUUCGAUCUUCUCAAAACCUCGUUCAAUCUCUUCAGUUCCAAAAUGUUACUCUCCCAUUUCUCCCUUUCAUUCAGUUUCUUUGCCUACUCUCAAAUCCCAUUUCCAUAGCCCAAGAUUUUCGUUAUCUUCUUCUUUUUCAACUCGAGCUUUCGAUGACUCCUCAUCUUCUGCCGAUACCCAGAAUGAAAAAGAAGAGAAAAUUGUGGAAAAACCGGUGAUUGAGGAGUAUCCUAGUGGGGAAUUGGAGUAUGAGAAGUUUAGUUGGUGGAAGAGUUUCUUCGUUAAGUUUAAGAUGCUUAUUGCUUUACCGUGGGAAAGGGUUCGAAAGGGCAGUGUUCUGACAAUGAAACUGCGUGGCCAGAUAUCUGAUCAGCUAAAGAGCCGUUUCUCUUCAGGACUAUCUCUGCCACAAAUUUGCGAGAAUUUAGUAAAAGCUGCAUAUGAUCCUCGUAUUUCUGGUGUCUAUCUCCACAUUGAACCGUUGAACUGUGGGUGGGGGAAAGUUGAAGAAAUUCGGAGGCAUAUUUUGAACUUUAAGAAAUCAGGUAAAUUCAUUAUUGCAUAUAUCCCUGCAUGUGCGGAGAAAGAGUUUUACCUUGCCUGCGCAUGUGAAGAGAUUUAUGCACCAUCAAGUGCUUAUUUUUCUUUGUAUGGCCUGACGGUUCAAGCUUCAUUCCUUGGAGGUGUUUUUGAGAAAAUAGGAAUUGAACCACAGGUGCAAAGGAUUGGUAAAUAUAAAAGUGCCGGUGAUCAGCUUACUCGGAAGAGUAUGUCAGAAGAAAAUUGUGAGAUGCUUACUGCUUUGCUUGAUAACAUAUAUGGGAAUUGGUUGGAUGUAGUUUCCUCUUCAAAAGGAAAGAAACGAGAAGUUGUUGAGAACUUUAUUAAUGAAGGGGUCUAUCAAGUAGAAAAGCUGAAAGAGGAGGGAUUCAUAACAAAUAUACGUUAUGAUGAUGAGGUUAUAUCAAUGUUAAAAGAGAGGCUUGGUGUCCAAAAGGAUAAAAUUCUCCAUAUGGUUGAUUACAAGAAAUACUCCAAAGUUAGGAAGUGGACACUCGGUUUAACAGGUGGUGGAGACCUAAUAGCUGUGAUCAGAGCCUCUGGGAGCAUUAGCCGUGUGCGGAGUCCAUUAAGUACUAAUUCUGGUAUCGUUGCAGAGCAGAUCAUUGAGAAGAUCCGCAGGGUCCGAGAAUCAAAAAAAUACAAGGCUGCUAUCAUACGAAUUGACAGCCCUGGUGGUGAUGCUCUUGCUUCAGAUAUAAUGUGGAGGGAAAUCAGACUUUUAGCUGCAUCGAAACCUGUCAUCGCAUCCAUGUCCGAUGUGGCAGCUAGUGGGGGAUAUUAUAUGGCUAUGGCAGCUCAAACUAUCGUUGCUGAAAAUUUGACUUUAACUGGUUCAAUUGGAGUUGUCACAGGGAAGUUUAACUUUGGGAAACUAUAUGAAAAAAUUGGCUUCAAUAAGGAGGUCAUAUCAAGGGGAAGAUAUGCUGAACUUCUCGCAGCCGAGCAGCGGCCUUUAAGACCGGAUGAAGCCGAGCUAUUUGCAAAGUCUGCACAGAAUGCUUAUAAACAGUUUCGAGACAAAGCUGCUUCUUCAAGAUCAAUGCCUGUAGAAAAGAUGGAAGAGGUUGCACAGGGCAGAGUGUGGGCAGGUAAAGAUGCAGCAUCACGGGGUUUGGUCGAUGCUAUUGGGGGACUUUCUCGGGCCAUCGCCAUUGCAAAACAUAAAAUCAAUAUACCCCAAGACAAGCCGGUUACGCUUGUUGAGGUAUCGAGGCCAUCGCCAACACUUCCGGAGGUGUUAAGUGGGAUAGGGAGCUCCAUAGUCGGAGUAGACCGAACACUAAAAGAACUGCUGCAAGACUUGACGUUUGCUGACGGUGUUCAAGCUCGGAUGGAUGGAAUUAUGUUCCAGAGAUUGGAGGGGUUUCCCAAUGCUACCCCAGUGCUGAGUUUGAUAAAGGAUUACCUCAGUUCAAUUUGAUCUUAAACGAUCGCCUUACCUUUGCCAUUUGAUAUAAGUUAUUGGGAUUCAUGUCGGUGUGUCUAUUCGAUCCAUGAACACCUUUAUAUAAUACUGUUUUGAUCA